AUGUCAUCUAUACAUAGAGGGGAUUCCAGGAGGUUCAACAAUAAACCAAGAGCACGACAUCAUUUGACAACACAGAAGAGACAGGAGAUCAAGGAAGCUUUUGAACUAUUUGACACUGAUGGCUCAGGCACUAUUGAUGCUAAGGAGCUGAAUGUUGCCAUGAGAGCCCUUGGAUUUGAGAUGACAGAAGAGCAAAUUGAGCAAAUGAUAGCAGAUGUUGACAAGGAUGGGAGUGGAGCAAUCGACUAUGAUGAAUUUGAGCACAUGAUGACAGCCAAAAUAGGAGAAAGGGACACUAAAGAGGAGCUCAUGAAAGCUUUCCAUAUUAUUGAUCAAGACAAAAAUGGUAAGAUAUCUACAAAUGACAUCAAGCGCAUUGCAAAAGAGCUUGGUCAAAAUUUUACUGAUAGAGAGAUUCAGGAGAUGGUUGAUGAAGCAGAUCAAAAUAAUGAUCGAGAGGUUGAUCCGGAGGAGUUCGUUAGGAUGAUGAACAGAACAAGCUUCCGUCACUAG
Molecule: messenger RNA, 513 nt
Organism: Lathyrus sativus (Indian pea)
Lineage: Eukaryota; Viridiplantae; Streptophyta; Magnoliopsida; Fabales; Fabaceae
Source: the annotation of a GenBank genome assembly